Messenger RNA from Strongylus vulgaris, 485 nucleotides. NCBI's taxonomy places the organism in Eukaryota, Metazoa, Nematoda, Chromadorea, Rhabditida, Strongylidae. The record is from the annotation of a GenBank genome assembly.
AUGGGUGCCCUUUAUUCCAAAAGUGUAAGACGAAUGUCAAUGUUUGGCCAAUCUGUGGAGUUCGCUCUCAAAAAGGAGUUGGACGACCAGAAGAUCCGGUAUAAGCCAGAGAGCUUGGAUGUUCUAAUGCAAGAAACACAUUUCUCAAAAUAUGAAUUGAAAUAUCUUUAUCAGUGUUUCAAGCAGAAUUGUCCUAGCGGCUUUGUGACUAGAGAACAAUUUAUUCAAAUUUUCAGAUCUUUUUUCGCUAUCCACAGACUUUCAGAUGCGUCACAAUAUGCCGAGCUUGUUUUCAACACCUUUGACGACGACAGGAAUAACAGAAUAAGCUUUUCAGCACGUUUAUUUAAAGAGUUUGUGGUGCAACUGUCGCUGUUCAGUAAGGGAUCACUAGCACAUCGCCUGGAUUGGUUAUUCGAUCUAUAUGAUUGUAAUGGAAGAGGAUAUCUAACAGAGGAUGAUUAUAUUACCGUUUGUAGGUGAGU